UUAUCGAGCAGGUGUGGCUCUGCUGCUGCGGGAGUAAACUACUAACAUCUACUUUUAACAUCAGCUGUUGUGACAUUACAUAUCAGUCACGCUUUCACAGGAAACAUAUUGCACAGCAGUGAGACAUGAUGGAGUCGUCCGUGGUGAACCUGUACAACCAGUUCCUGAGUCUGAGGGCCCAGGUGGACGGUCUGAAUGAGGGCAUUGAACCACAGUUCCUACAGAUGGCUAUGAACUUUGAGGAGUGCCGUAAGAAGUGGCUGCGAACAGGCGAGGACCUGGUGUCUUGUAAAGAGGUGCUGGCUAAAACAGAGACUGAGAGGGGGGCCCUAGAGGUCAAACUAAAGCAUGCUCGCAACCAGGUGGAUGUGGAGAUCCGCCGGCGACAGAAGGCUGAGGCGGUGUAUGAGAAGCUGGAACGUCAGCUACAGCUGAUACGGGACCUACUUGUAUCAGAGAACAACAGUAACAGUGUCCACCUGAGUGAGGAGCAGCGCUCUGCCCUCGCCUUCCUCAGUGCCCACUCCCAAGCAGCACAGGCCGCUAAGGGCAACCUCAACUCCAGUCGAAGGUUGACUACCAUCGAUGAAUCAGCUUCCUUGCUGUCAGACAUCAGCUAUGACCAAACAGAUGACUCUUUGGAUUGGGAUUCCUCUGCAUUGAAGACUGUGAGAUUGCGGAAACGCCAGAAACGACGUUCCUCCAGAAAACACUCUGAAGCUCCUCCACAGGCAAUGAAGAAGCCACGCUCCACUGGGCGCACAUCAGAUAGGUGGAUGGGUCUUAUCGUGGCUAAGACCACCAUCACUGUGCCGGUGAAUGGUGGCGCUGUCGAGGCCGUCUCCACCAUUGCAACUGUGCCGUACUGGACACGCAGCAGAAAGAGCAUUGCUUCAGCAUGGGGUGAUACAACCACUACUGACCUAUCUGAGACUGCCAGUGAGGCUCCCAGCACACCAGUGUCAGAUUUCCCAGUCAAGCUACGAACCCCCAGAGCUAAUAGAGGAGGAAAGAAGCACCAGUUCAUCCCCAAAACAGUGAUCAAGUCUGAGUUCUGUGUACCAUGUGGAAGAAGAACAAAGUUUGGCAAGUUGUACCUUCGCUGCCAGGACUGCCGAGUUGUGACUCACCCAGAGUGUCGUGACUCCUGUCCCCUGCCCUGUAAUCCCACAGCUGUUAGCACUCCCAUCAAGAAUACAGAGACCACCCUGGCUGACUUUGCUCCAGCCACCUCCCCAAUGAUCCCAGCUUUGGUUAUCUACUGCAUUAAGGAGAUUGAACACAGAGGCCUACACGAGGUUGGCCUGUACAGAGUCUCUGGCCAGGAGCGCAUGGUUAAAGAACUAAAGGAGAAGCUUAUUAGAGGAAAGACUCUGCCUCCGCUUCACAAAGUGGACGACAUUAACGUCAUUACUGGUGUCCUCAAAGACUUCCUCAGAAACCUCCCAGAGCCACUGCUCACCUUCCACCUCAACAAAGUCUUCAUGGAAGCAGCUGAAAUCCAGGAUGAUGGCAACAGUCUCGCCAUGCUGUAUCAAGCCGUCAGUGAGCUGCCUCAACCCAACCGAGACACUCUGGCCUGCCUGAUGAUCCAUCUGCAGAAGGUCUCUGAGUGUGUGGAUACCAAGAUGGAUGUGAACAACUUGGCCAGGGUGUUUGGCCCUACUCUUGUGGGUCAUGCUGUUCCCGACCCGGACCCUAUGACCAUCCUGAAUGACACAAACAGGCAACCACGGGUUGUAGAGCGCUUGGUCAGUAUUCCAGCAAACUACUGGAGCCAGUUUGCUUAUCCAGAUAAUAUGGGUAUGGACGAUGUUCACCUCACUGGUACUCCAGAUCCCAAAGUGAGCAUACUGGGACCAGUGACCACUCCAGAGCACCAGAUGAUGGCCAAAACACCCUCCUCCAGCUCACUGUCCCAGCGCAUGAAGCAGACCCUCUCCAGCACUACCAUAUUUGGGAACAAGAGCAAAGCAUCCGCUGCCUCUAACCGCCAGGGCUUCUUCGCCUCUCCACAACUGAAGUAAUGGGAAAGGAGGGGGAAAAAAUCAGCCGUAUUGUAUUUCUGGGUUCCUCACCGCAAUAACUGAGUCAUAUAAUCAUGUGGGAGAACUACUGUGCAAUUUUAUCAUUUAACAGUUUAUCACUGAGUUUUUUAUUCAAGAAUUUUAUACUAGACUUUCUAACCAGAUUCCUGCACAAAUGUUUGAGUUUGUUUUUAUAUCUUUAAUUACUAAUGAUUUAUUAUUGACCAAACCUGUGGUGACAUCUGUGUGAUUGUAAACGGUUUGAAGGCUUUGACAAAGAAAAAAUGUUCUAAACCAAUUCAAGGAUCAUUAUCUUCUGCUUUUUGUGUUUAACACUUAGGUUUGAUGUUUGAAAGCUUGCAUUCACUGUUGGUGGUGUUGGUCCAUCUUUGGACCUGUGGUUGUAACCACAUCGAUGGGGGUGCUCUAGCACAUGUUAAAUACGAAAGAAACCGAAUUAUUGGCCAGUGUCUCUUUGUCCUCUGGCAUUGGUUGCCUUGUCAUUGUCCUGAAACUGACUUUUUUUCAGGAUUUAACGUUUUGUUUUGUAUUUAUGUUUAUUGUCUGCCAUGACAUAUACCAAUCAUGACAUUUUAUAUAGUUAAAACUGCAAUGAUAACACUGAUACUGAAUGGGAAUUAUAUUGCAUUUUGCACUGUGACAAUCUGAGUAAAUGAGUAUUCGUACUGGGCAUACUGGCCACUAGAGGCUACUGUUGCACCACUUUUGAAAUACAAGCCUUAACCAAUGAAGAUUAUCUACUGUAUAUUAUGCACACAAUCAGUCAGUAUUACUGACCUUCACUGCAAUCAGCAAAUCAUUAGGAAAACCAUAAGUUAUUCCUGUGACCUCGGGCAGUUCAGUCGGUAUUUUCUCUCUCACAAGCCAGAGAUCUGAGACUCAACAUCUGUGUGGUUAUCACAGAUAAAAUCUGGAGCUUUUUUAAUUUAUGAAAACAGAUUUGCAUGCUCACUCACUAUUAAGUAUUUGUAUCCACAGUAGCUGCUUCUUGUACGGUUACCAAUAACCAUCAACAGUAAUGAAUGAGAAAUUACGCCUUUUCUGAGGAAAUUUCCUCUCUCCGCUCCUCUCACUUACCCCUUUUCUACCAUAUUUGGCUCUGCAUCUUGAACCAUUUCUGUUCAGGAUUCUUGGGAACUCAGAGCUACCCAGCGAACCAGCUUGCAUUUCCAUCACUUUUGCGCAGAACUAUUGUAAUCAAGGAUGUGCCAUCAAUGGAGGGUGUUGCACUAUGCCCAACAGAAGUAAAGAGUAGUAGCAAAAUUGCAGAUUUCAUUGAUUACCUGCAACAUUUUGUUCUGCUGUCACAGUUAUAUGUUAUAUGGAUUUACAUCCAAAACAAGCAUGAACGAUCAUUUAUUAAACCACUGCAUGCUCCUUUUUGCCUUGCGAUUUCUCACUUGACUUUUCCGUGGCAGCUUUCCCCAUCCUGUCUUUCCAACCUGUAGAAUAUGACACGCCCACUGAUGUCCUCAUGGUUGGCACUUCAGGUCAAGGAAACCAGCUAUAGUUUGGAUCCAACUUGGGGCCAACUUUUUGAGUUCUGACCCAAUUAUUUUGGUUGAAGUGCUCUGAACGUCUAAAAAUUAGGUUCAACCAGAAUGGAACCAGUUCCAUAAUGGUGGAGAAGGGAUAACUCACCUUUUUUAGAAGCUCCAGAUUUUGGUGUGAUGACAUCACAGUUUAACGUAUUAGUUAUCUAGAGAAGGAAUGCUGACUAAAACUAAUUCACAAAAAUUUAACCUUUUUUUGCUUGCUAAUUAGGAAAUUGCAUUGUUUGAGGUUGUAAGACUCUAGUAAUAUAUUGUUUUAUACAUUUUGUACAUUUAUUCCAUUAUGUGGUUCUAUUUCUCUACUGUAAUGUGGUCUUUCUGAUGAAGUUACUUUUCACCAAAGACAUUAUGGACUGAAUGUUAACCGUCUUUGUCUUAGCUCAAAUAAGAUCACACAAAA
Molecule: messenger RNA, 4001 nt
Organism: Plectropomus leopardus (leopard coralgrouper)
Lineage: Eukaryota; Metazoa; Chordata; Actinopteri; Perciformes; Serranidae
Source: RefSeq, a predicted model, not a curated record